Molecule: messenger RNA, 1359 nt
Organism: Glycine soja
Lineage: Eukaryota; Viridiplantae; Streptophyta; Magnoliopsida; Fabales; Fabaceae
Product: protein MAIN-LIKE 1-like
Exons: 4
Coding region: 1-1359 (452 amino acids)
Biological process (GO): meristem development; meristem maintenance
Source: RefSeq, a predicted model, not a curated record
AUGACUGGGGAUGCACCUGAUAUGGCUGAGGAUGUUCCUGACAUGACUGAGGAUGUCCUUGAUAUAGCUGAGGAUGCACCAGAGAUGAUUGCGGACGUACAAGGUGAUGAUGGUGCUGAGGGGUCACAUGCUGAUGAUGCUGAGGGAUUCGCAGGUGGGCCACGUGACCCAUCAGUGCUGACAUCAUUUGCGGACCAUGUUGCACACGCCGUUUCGAGUGGACAUAGGUGGCACAACGAGACCAACACCUUCCACCUUCCGGUAGGAGAGUUGACGAUCACAUUGGAUGAUGUGUCGUCACUCCUCCAUUUGCCUAUCACUGGCGCGUUGCACAACUUUCAUGCUCUUUCUGUGGAGGAGGCGAUAUUUUUGUUGACCGAGUUGCUAGAGGUGUUUGCGGAGGAGGCUAGAGCCGAGACAGCACGAUCACGUGGGGCAUACGUACGACUAGGAUGGGUUCGAGACAUUUAUGAGAUGAGAUGUCAGGCCCAGUGGUGGAUUGUAGCAGCUCGUGCUUAUCUGCUGCACCUGGUCGGUUGCACUCAUUUUGAUAAUAAGAGUGCAACAUAUAUUCAUGUGGUGUACCUAGACGCUUUUCGCGACCUGGGUCAGAGUGGUGGUUAUGCUUGGGGAGUUGUCGCGCUGGUUCAUAUCUAUGACCAGUUAGAUGAGGCUUCUAGGACCACCACACGACAGAUGGCGGGGUACCUAACUCUAUUACAGUAUUGGAUCUAUGAGCACUUUCCUAGUGUGCAUCAGUGCGUCACAGAUGAUACAUACCAGGAGACGUCCCCAUGUGCUUCCCGGUGGCUGACGUCGAAGGCGCAUAUGAAAGGAAUCACAGGAGCACCGUACAGGGCACGUUGUGAUGCUUUGACCGUCACAGAUGUGUCCUGGUUGCCUUAUACUGAGCAUCGGGGGGUUAGGGCCUUUGAGCUGAUUUCAUCAUUCCAGGGUCAGCUGAGAUGGGGUCCUAUGGUGGUCACAGCUCGACCGGAGAGGGUGCUACGGCAGUUUGGUUACAUUCAGAGCAUCCCUCCGCCGCCUGUUAGUGCUCGAUUGUCACAUGAUGAUAUAGAUGACAGAUGGAUGCAUUUUGCGGACCACGUACUAGCUGUGGGUGAGCUUUGUUUAGUGCCUGGGCAGGUAUUUGCGGAUUACAUGGAGUGGUUUUUUUGGAUAUCUCACCCUUUCAUGAUACCAACCCAGGCAGGUGACCAGCCUAGAGAUGCACCUGCCGCAGACCCUGAGGAGUACAUGCAGCUGCCCACCCCCCAGGAUUGCCAGACGAUCGCCAGAGGAGGAGCCAGUGCUGAUGGAAGUGUCAGGGCUCGACAGAGACGACGCACAGAGCAUUGA